Fraxinus pennsylvanica is the source of this 1518-nucleotide messenger RNA. Lineage: Eukaryota; Viridiplantae; Streptophyta; Magnoliopsida; Lamiales; Oleaceae. The record is from the annotation of a GenBank genome assembly.
AUGUGGGAAUUGGACUUCUCAAGGAACAAAACAGGUAGUGGGGCAUUGUCAGAGGUGUCACAUUUGUUAUGGGGAAGGUGGUACACUUUGAGAGAGCUUGAGGCAGCUACCAAUGGUUUGGCUGAUGAGAAUGUGAUUGGUGAAGGUGGGUAUGGCAUUGUGUAUUACAGCGUGUUGGCUGAUAACACAAAGAACAAGAGGGGCAAAACCAGGAGCCUUUGGGCACGGCAACAAGAAUGGGUCUUAGGCAAUGAAGGUGAAAGCCGCUGUCACAUUUAUCGCAAAGCAGAAGCUCCGAAGCCCGGUCACCCGACCCGCAAUUCUCACAGCACACAUCACUAUAAUCUUCCUUUGAUCGGAACCUCUUUCUGGAUUUGGGCUCCUCAGAAAUCGGCUUCGGAGCUAAAGUUCUUUUCCUUGAAACCAUUGUCGAGACCAUUGUUAAUGGGAAAUGGGGAUCGUGAAUCAAACAGUGAAAUCGAGGUCAACAGUUCUGGUUACAACUUCUAUUCAUUUUGGUUCUGGUCAGCUAGGUUCUGGGUGGUUUUCAGCUUACUAUUUAGUUGGUUUUCUUGUGAAAGUUCAUGGUUUGUGGUUCAUGCACUUUGGCUCAGAUUGCUUGCAGAUUUCGUUUGCCCUGGUUCACAGUCAGGUCCUUGGGCAGUUUCUAUUCUUGGUUCAGGCUUCCCUCUUGUACAAACCAAAAUCGUUGAUUUUUUCCGCAUUCAGAGGUCUUCACCAUCUGCAGAAAAGCUCAGCCCAGAUAGCCGAAAGAGACGAAGGCGAAAUUCUGGCUUGGUGAUGUCGAAAAAGAGUAGGAAGUUAUUGCCAUUCAAUCCUAGUAAGGAUUAUAUUAGAAGGUUGGAACAAAUGGCAUCACUGGCUACGGCGUUAACAGCAACUGAGACUCUGUUUGUUAACGAGCUCACUUAUGUCCCUGGCAUGGCACCGAGGUCAGCUAAUUGUGCUUCACUUGAGAGAGAAGGAAUGCAGGUCAUAUCAAAAGAAGAUGCAGAAACCUUGAAUCAGUGCAAGAAUAUGAUGGAACGAGGGGAAUGGCCACCGCUCAUGGUUUUGUUUGAUCCCCUAGAAGGAUUCACCGUGGAAGCAGAUAAAUUUAUAAGAGAUUUAACGAUAAUUACAGAAUACGUUGGAGAUGUUGAUUACCUGAAGAAUCGUGAAAACGAUGAUGGGGACAGCAUGAUGACUCUUCUCUCUGCUGCUGAUCCUUCAAAAAGUCUAGUCAUCUGCCCGGACAAACGAAGUAAUAUUGCUCGAUUUAUUAAUGGCAUCAACAAUCAUACACCGGAUGGGAAGAAGAAGCAGAACGUAAAAUGUGUGAGAUUUAAUGUCAAUGGCUCGUGUCGGGUGCUCUUGAUUGCAAGCAGAGGAAAGGGAGAGAGAUUGUAUUAUGACUACAAUGGAUAUGAGAACGAAUACCCAACAGAUUGUAUUAUGACUACAAUGGAUAUGACUACAAUGGAUAUGAGGUGUAAAUGGCUACGUGCUUUCAAUUAA